AAAAACAAAAAAACAAACAAAAACUAAAAGGGACAAAAAGUAAUGUGAAAGUGGCGGCUGCCGUUACACAAACUUCUACAAUUUCCUCUAACGCUUUCGCUUAUACUGAUGCAGCAUGUUAAUGCCUAAGGAGUUGCUGAAAUAACAUCCCUCAAUAAAACGAAGAAAACUAAAAGAAUGGCCAUACUCGAGUCCUGCUGCUUUUGGAAGACCGUGCGCAAAGGCAGCUAUGCCUGUGCAUUUUAUACGCUGAUCUACUUUGGAUUGUCCACGCUUAUGUUUACGGUCUAUCUGAAGGAGGAGCAGGCAUUUCUGCUUGGCCAGCGAAAACAGCCGCUGGGUGAGAGCAUAUUGGAGAAGGGUGAUGUAACUAUUGUAACUGUGAUAUUCAACGUGUUGUUUUUGUUUUGCUCAACGCUGAUGGUUUUGUCAUCCGUGCUGUUGAUUGUGGGACUUCGAAAUAACAAACGUCAAUUGCUAUUGCCCUGGAUAGGUUUAAUGCUCUGCGAUUUACUGAUUGAAAUUGCCCAUCUUGUCCACCUGUCACUCUCGGGUCGUGUGAUUUUCGAUCCAAUAGUCGGUUUCAUAUUCACCAUAGACUUCUUUAUCCUCUGCUUGAAUCUUUACUGUUUGCUCUGCGUCAUAUCGCAGUAUCAGGCCUAUCGCCUCGAGCGUGCCGAGCAGCGACAACAUCCGGCUCUAUCGGCAACGGUCGUCUACACAGCGCCCACGAAGCUGAGCAAAUCGAAGCGACAGUUGCUGGCAGCUGAAAAUGCGAGCGGUAAAGGUAAGCGACAACCACAUCGAAUGCUCGCAGCAAGUCCUUUGAUUACGUCACAAAGACCGACCAACUGUUCAACCAUCACCGAGGAGGAGGAGCAAAUGCAACAGUGCUGCAAGGCUGCAGCCUCUGCUGUCAAUGGCAAUGUCGACUGCGGUCAAAUCUCAGAGAAGCCCACCUCCAACUCAUUUAAUGCGGAUGCCUCGAUGGGUGGCAACCUACCAAUUAUUACGUUAGACCCCGACACACUGGAAUGAUGCGGUUGCUAUGCGCUCCAGUGACAGUCUCCUAUGUGCCAUUAACAGUUGCACAACAAUGUAUUGGAUACACUCGAAAUAGACAUAUUUUUAAAUGCCCUUUCAAAAGUAAAAUUCUACGCAGCACUCACUCACUCACAGUUUUUUUUUUUUAUUCACUAACAAUGGCAACAUACAUAAAUUCAUUUGCAGAGGCAAUGGAGUGGGACUGACAAUGAUUUUAGGGGAUUACGAAGAAAUUCGUAUCAAUAUUUUUGGAUAUUAUAUCAAUGAAAUUUAUAGAUUGCAAAAAGUGUACAAAGGAAUAUUGAAUAAUAAAGUUUGUCCCUCAAGAAACCA
Messenger RNA from Drosophila grimshawi, 1377 nucleotides. RefSeq lists its product as uncharacterized. The record is from RefSeq and is a predicted model, not a curated record. NCBI's taxonomy places the organism in Eukaryota, Metazoa, Arthropoda, Insecta, Diptera, Drosophilidae. The transcript is spliced from 7 exons. The coding region runs from base 178 to 1038 and encodes 286 amino acids.